Molecule: messenger RNA, 1068 nt
Organism: Sphenostylis stenocarpa
Lineage: Eukaryota; Viridiplantae; Streptophyta; Magnoliopsida; Fabales; Fabaceae
Source: the annotation of a GenBank genome assembly
AUGAAUCUGAGCCAAGAGGAAGGAAUACUUGAGCGGGUUGUAACUGACCUUGAUGCAGGGUAUAAUAGUGGGGCUUUUAAUGCAGGGAAUGUUGGGGAGCAAGUAGCUAUUGAAGAGACACAAAUGUUAUGCGUGUGGGGAAUAAUGGAGCUCUUAACUUGUUCUAAUGCAGCAACAAAUUUUGGUUGCUCUGUCUAUGUGAAGAAAGUCUCCAAACAGAUUCUAUCCUGUGCUAAGGAAAUAGCAAUAAUAAUUGUGGCAAUGGAGGACGAGAGUAAAUUUCUUCUAGAAAUCAAGAUCAUUGUCAACUUGUUAUGCACCCAAACACUUUCUUUUCUCUCUGUUCACUCUGCUCAACCUCUGUUUUCAUGCAUUCUCACUUUCUGUUUCUUGAUUCUACUUUAUUUGCCUCAUCUGUUUUGGAAGAUAGUUUUCUCACCGGUGCUCAUUCUCUCUGGGAUUCUAUUGCUCCUCCUCCUCCGUCUCGGUGCAAUUCAGAGGUCUCAAAAUGAAGAGAAGAAAAUCUGGGUCGAACGUGAACCCAUUGCCAACGAAGAAAACAGAGAGGAGAAACAGGGGAGCCCCAUUGAACCGGUGGAAGCGGAUUCUCUCGACCAUGUUUACAAGUGGGUAACGAGCCAAUCUCAAAUAGAGUUCAAAUCAGAAACGGGUUUUCGGUCAAGUUCGCGUUUUGACGAGUCUUUCGUGGAAUGGAACGUGAAAGCGCCGUUGGAGGUUAUAUACGAAGGUGAAGAAACAGAGCAGGAUCAGAAUGAGAAUCGUAACAAGGGAAUUCUCAGGUACCCGUCAUUAUCACGCUACUACCCUGAAACUGACUCCGAUAGCUCAUCGGAGAGUGGGUUUCCGGCGACAGAGAACACGUGCUUCCGGUGGGACGAGGAAGACAGAGAAGGGCUAAUUGAAAUAGCUCUGGAUGGUUGCAAGAAGAGGGAGGUGGGUUUUCAGUUCGAGGAGGAGAAUUUGAUCGAGAUUGAUAUUUCUCCGACAAGGCACAGGGAAUUCUCCGGCGAGGACGACCCGUUUUCCGGUGAGAUUUGUUGCAACUAG